AAGUAAUUUCACAUGCGCCGUAUUGUUCAAUGGGAAACACAGCAUCAAACUCAGUUAAAUCUGCAGGGACAAAAGCAAAAAUCCCCUCAUAUGUACCAUCACCUUUCUUCGCCGCAUUAUUCUCCAUGUAAUUAUCUGCUGAUGUUUACCGUCCUCUUUGCAUAGCCCCGGUCACAUGAGGAAGUCUUGGCCAAUAAGAGCCAACCUCUGCACUCCUGUGCGCGUCAGAGCGGCUUUUACUCACUGAGAGCCCCACCAUCUCCUUUUUUCAGUCACUGGUCUUUUUUAAAAAGAGUCAGAAGCUUCCGAUGUUGGAUGCCGUGCUAUGACAACGUCACUGCUCCUCCGUCCUCGCUGGGUCGACCCGUCGGUGAUGUUCCUCUAUGACAACAGCGGCGGAACCGACGAAGCGAGCAAAAACAUGGAGGGUUUCCCGGGUGGCAACUUCGCCGCGAAUCAGUGCAGGAAUCUGAUGGCGCACCCCGCGUCCCUGGCACCCAGCGCCGCUGCGGCUUAUUCCUCCGGGGACGUGCCCUCCUCCGGUGUGGGCGAACCAGUGAAGCAGUGCAGCCCCUGUUCAGCGGCUCAAAAUUCCACCAGCGCGUCUCUGCCCUACGGGUACUUCGGCUACCCGUGCAGGAUGUCGCAUCACAGCGGCAUUAAGUCAUGCGGAGCACAGCCACCUUCUGCGUAUGGGGAGAAAUACAUGGACACGGCUGCCUCGGGAGAGGAGUUCUCAUCUCGGGCGAAGGAAUUUGCUUUCUAUCCAACUUACCCUUCUGGGCCAUACCAACCUGUCCCAAGUUACCUCGACGUGCCCGUGGUUCCUACAAUCAGCGCUUCGUCAGAAGCCAGACAUGAGUCCCUGCUGCCUAUGGAGAGCUACCAACCUUGGACUCUCGCCCCCAACGGGUGGAACAGCCAGGUUUAUUGCGCCAAGGAGCAGCCUCAGCCUGGACACAUGUGGAAGUCCUCUCUCCCAGACGCAGUGUCCCACGCAGCAGGAGACGUCGGCUCGUUCCGGCGCGGGAGAAAGAAGCGCGUGCCAUACACCAAGGUGCAACUGAAGGAGCUCGAGCGAGAGUACGCCGCCAAUAAAUUCAUCACGAAGGACAAACGGAGGCGGAUAUCUGCCCAGACCAACUUGUCUGAGCGGCAGGUCACGAUAUGGUUUCAGAACAGACGAGUCAAGGAGAAAAAGAUUGUCAACAAACUGAAAACGAUCAGCUAGUUGAUUAUCAUUUCUGAUUGCUGUUAUUAAUAUUAUAUGGGACAUAAUCUGCUGGAGAUGUACAGGCCUGCGGGUGUUUGGACACGUGGAUUUGGACACCGUGCUCCUUGCUGACUGAACAUGAUUCAAAUUUGUUGUAGGCAAAUGAUUUCCGGGAGCCUCUGGAACAAACUUUCCUGGGGCCUCUGAAGGCCGGACCAUCCUUUUCCUGCCUCUUGUUAAAUAUUCAAUUGGAGAGAGAGCUUGAGACAAUAUACAAAUAUAGUGCCAGCAUGUGUGGCUUUUUUUUCUCCAAAAUAUAUAUUUCCAUUUUGUUUUUAGUUUUUUUUAGUUUUUUUGUUUGCCAUGCCUCUGUUCACAGAGGUGUGCGCCACCGAGCUACACCUUAAUCUUUUAACAAGGGCAAUAAAUAGACGAGUCACAGGAAAUUCUGCCGUUCUGGGGGGAUUUGGACCUUGGAAAUGUUAAAUAUUAAACCAUCCUGGCUUCCUUUUUUAAAGCCUGUUCUCGUGCUUAGCUUGUAUGAAGUCUAUAGUCUUACCAUAUGGAUCCUCCAUGCUUUCGUUCAUAUGCAGUCCAUGGUGCAAUUCCUAUUGUAAUACUUAUAAAUAUUUCGUCCAGGAGAUGUGCUUGUACCAAUCAUAACUCCUGCAAUGUACGUGUGUGUCUUCAUGUGGUUGUAUAUCAGUGUAAAAGUAAAUCCCAGCAUGAUAUCCAUGUUAUGUGUGUAUGAAUGUGAGAGUGCGUAUGGUUGGUGUUAAAAGUCCGUCUCUGCAAUAAAAUGUGGACUUGG
This is a messenger RNA of Xiphophorus maculatus (southern platyfish), 2024 nucleotides long. RefSeq names its product homeobox protein Hox-A13a (gene hoxa13a). Lineage: Eukaryota; Metazoa; Chordata; Actinopteri; Cyprinodontiformes; Poeciliidae. Gene Ontology annotation, molecular function: RNA polymerase II cis-regulatory region sequence-specific DNA binding; DNA-binding transcription factor activity, RNA polymerase II-specific. The coding region runs from base 326 to 1231 and encodes 301 amino acids. The record is from RefSeq and is a predicted model, not a curated record. Gene Ontology annotation, biological process: regulation of transcription by RNA polymerase II. The transcript is spliced from 2 exons.